GCCCCCGAGUGCCCGCGCGGCCCGGCGUCUCUGCCGCCCCAAGUUCGCCCGCGGCCGCACGAGCGCCAACCCGUCUCGUACUUGGCGUCCGGCGAGCAGUAAUAGAACCCCACCUCUAGUUUUAGCCUACCAGAGGGACACCCAGCUAUGGACCACAUUUCCCAGCCUCUCUUGAAUCCAGCCUUGUUCAAUAGCCAAAUUAUAGAAGUAGCCAGAAUGUCCAUCAAUACAUGAAUGGAUAAAGAAGAUACGGUACACACUUUUAUUCAACAUAGUACUGGAAGUCCUAGCCACAGCAAUCAGACAACAAAAAGAAGUAAAAGGGAUCCAAAUCAGUAAAGAAGAACUAAAACUUUCACAAUUUGCAAAUGAUGUGGUACUGUAUGUAGAAAACCCUAAAGACUCCACCAAAAGACUAUUAGAACUGAUAAAUGAAUUCAGUAAAGUCACAGGAUACAAAAUCAAUGUACAGAAAUCUGUUGCAUUCCUAUACACUAAUAUGAAGCAGCAGAAAGAGAAAUUAAGAAACCAAUCCCAUUUACACUUGCACCCAAAAUAAUAAAAUACCCAGAAAUAAAUGAAGGAGAUGAAAGUACUGUACUCAGAAAACUAUAAAACACUGAUGAAAGAAGUUGAAGAUGACACAAAGAAAUGGAAAGAUAUUCCAUGCUCAUGGAUUGGAAGAACAAAUGCUGUUAAAAUGUUUAUACUACCCAAAGCAGUCUACACAUUUAAUGCAUUCCCUAUCGAAAUAUGAACAGCAGUUUUCACAGAACUAGAACUAACAAUCUUAAAAGACCCUGAAUAGCCAAAGAAAUCUUGAAAAAGGAAAAGAAAACUGGAGGUAUCACAAUUCCGUACUUCAAGUUAUAUUACAAAGCUGUAGUAACUGAAACAGUAUGGUCCUGGCAUAAAAAUACACACAUAGAUCAAUGGAACAGAAUAGAAAACCCAAAAAUAAAACCAUAAUUAUAUGGUCGGUUAGUCUUCAACAGAGGAGGAAAGAAUAUGCAAUGGGAACAAGUGGUGUUGGGAACACUGGACAGCAACAUGCAAAAGAAUGAAACUGGACCAUUUUCUUGCACCACACACAAAAAUAAAUUCAAAAUAUAUUAAAGACCUACCUGUGAAACCUGAAACCUUAACAAUCCUAGAAGGGAGCACAGGCAGUAAUGUCUCUGAUGUAGACUGUAGCAACAUUUUUCUAGACAUGUCUCCUGAGGCAAGAGAAAUAAAAGCAAAAAUAAACUACUGGGACUACAUCAAAAUAAAAAGCUCUGCCCAGUGAAGGAAACAAUCAACAAAACAAAAAAGCAACCUACUGAAUGGGAAAAGAUAUUCGCCAAUGACAUAGCUGAUAAAGGAUCAUCCCCUGUAGUAGCUUCCUACAAAAGAUACACAAGGGGCCAUUAUUGUGGUUUGGCCGCUGAGCAGUGGGAGUAUGAAAAUGUCUACCUGGAUGAAGGAGAGAAGCUUUCAGAGUGAUCUCGGAAUUGCCUCCAUAAACAAGAGUGGCCCAAAGCAGAGCAGAGGAACCAGCUGAAGGUUCGUGGUUGAGUUCCAAGGUGUAAAGCUCUGAAGGAAAUGGAUUUUAUUAAAACUUCUAACUCAGACUGUUAUUGCUACAAUCAAAAUUCCCAAGUGGAGUGGAAAUACAUGUGGUCAACUAUACAGGUGAAAAUUACCAGUUCAGGCCUGCUCAAUAUUGUAUAUAUCACAGAAAGACGUAAUUGUCAGUAUCCAGAAACCGUUCUAUCUUUUAUCAAAUGUAUGAUUCAUAAUUUUUGGACACCAAAGGAGUCUAAUGAAAUAACCAUAAUCAUCAAUCCAUAUGGAGAGACCAUGUGCUUUUCUGUGAAGCCUGUGAGGAAGAUAUUUGUCUAUACAAUUAGUGUGAAUCGAAACAUUGUAGAUUUCAAACUCUUCCUUGUGUUUGUGGCAGGCAUUUUCCUCUUCUUUUAUGCAAAGACAUUGAGUCAAAGUCCUAUUUUCUUUUACUCUUCUGGGACCGUGCUAGGUGUUCUAAUGACCUUAGUCUUUGUCCUGCUGCUGGUGAAAAGGUUUAUUCCUAAGUAUAGCACCUUUGGGGCUCUAAUGGUUGGUUGUUGGUUUGCUUCAGUUUAUUUUGUGUGCCGAUUGAUGGAGGAUCUGAAGUGGCAAUGGCAUGAAAACAGAAUAUAUAUAUUAGGCUAUGUCCUAACGGUGGGAUUUCUCAGCUUUGCUCUUUGUUAUAAACACGGACCCCUUGUUGACGAAAGGAAUGUAAAUCUUCUGACGUGGACACUGCGGCUCCUCGCCCUGCUCCUGAUCUAUUGUGGGGUCACCGUGCCCCAGUACUCAUAUGCACUUAUGAUCCUCAUCCUGUCCUCCAGGAGUCUGCACUACCCAUUGAAAGCAUUCAGUUAUAUGAGGUGGAAAAUGAAGAAAUGGUUUACAUCAGAAAAGCUGGUGGUUAAGUAUCUUACUGAAGACGAGUACAGGGAACAGGCGGAUAUGGAAACGAACAGUGCCCUGGAGGGGCUGCGCCACGCCUGCCGCAGGCCUGACUUCCCCGCGUGGUUGGUCGUCUCCAGACUCCAGGCUCCCAACAAAUUUGCAGACUUUGUUCUUGGAGGAAGCCACUUGUCACCUGAAGAAAUUAGUCUUCAUGAAGAGCAAUAUGGCUUUGGGGGUGCCUUCUUGGAAGAGCAGCUGUUUAACCUGAGGACUGCCUGAUGACCGCCUGUACAUUGACUUCAUUCUGGACAAGGAAAUGGGUUAAGGGCAAGGGUCCUAUUAACAUUGGGCAGAACUCUUCUAGGGAACAGUGGCAAAAGCAUUUACUAUGGGAAGGAGUCAUACUGGAAAGGAAAACUAAACUAUAUUGAAGAUAACUUUUCAUUCUUUGUGAGUUCUGCUACUUAUUGUACUAUAGGUAGCCAUCAAGGUUCUGUGAGAGUCAUUACCACUUUCCUUGAAUGAAGAUUUUCAUUAGGAACAGGGGAAUCAUGUUGAUCUUCAAGGAGCCAGUUAACACAAACAUCUGCCUUGUCAACACCAGGACAUUAAAUCUUCUCUUAACCCUCAGAACUUGUGUCAAAAGACGAUAUUGCUCUUCCUACAUGUUAUCAGUAUAAUUGCUGGAAGAGAUCUGAGAUACGCUGGACCAGUGUAUCCAAAGUAUAAUCCCCAGGAUGCUAAUAAGUGCUAGUCAGUAAAGGGAUUCUGAGGUCAUCUAAGAUUGAGACAAAGUUAAACAAAUGUACUGUAGGACUUCUCAGAGCCGUUAAUAAUACUAAUGCACAUUGUGAAUCUCCUAAAGAGAAAUUGUAUGCAGCAGUUUCUGACUUAAUUUGACCACAGAACCCUUUUUCAUGAGAUUAAUACUCCUUAGAACAAUUUGGAAAAUACUAAUGAUGGCAGAAUUGAGGUUUGGGGAGGUUAAAUAACUUGUCCAUAACUACGAAGCUAUUAGAGGCUGCACUGGGACUAGAACUCCAAUCCUAGUGUUUCCUACAACUCAGGGUUGUAGGAAACAACCUUCAGAGGUGAGCCCAGAGGCCAUCUCCCGACAGCCUUGGGUUUCACCAUAUUGGUGACUUUUUUAUUUUUUAAUAAUGGACAAUUAGCUAUUUGAUAACUAUGAUAGAGAAGCAUUUCCUAAGGUUAUAUUUUAAAGCUUGAUAAGAUUUUUAUAGACAUGUAUAAAAAUUAGAAAUGAGAAUUCUGUAGUUUUUUGUAUGUUGAAAUUGAAGACAUUUAACUUUUUGUGACAUUUUGAGUUGACUCGUCCAUUUUUUAAAAUUGAGUUAUAUAUAUUUGUAACAGUUUCCUACAAAACAGAUUUGUGAUCUUUCUUCAGAGAACAUAUCCUUUUUUUCUUAAUUCUCCAGAGUGAAAUGAGGGACUGACUAUGAACACUGACCCUGGGGAAAGAAGGCCAAACAUAAAAGCUGAGAAAAGAUGUGAACACAGCAAAACAAUCCAAGGGUUAAGAUGUGCUAAAUUGAUUCACUUUAAGAAACAUAAACAUAAAGAAAAAAUAGUCUUUUUUUGCUGUGGUGGGUGUUUUAUGCCUCUAUUCUUUAAGAAUGAGGACUCUCCUUUUACUAGAAGAAAGGAUACAGAGGAAGGACACAUAGAGAAUUUAGGAGCUGCUUUCCUGAGCCAAGUUCAGUAGAGUGUUUCUGAAUUGUUGAAUAAGAGCAUGGUUACCGUUUGGAACUUUCUAUGUUGAUUUUCACAUGAUAUUUCCUCUUUGAAACGGUGUGUCAGUGUUUUACAAGUUUCUCUUUUGGCUAGGUACCUUUUAAUAUUAGGAGCUUUGCAAUUUUUUGUGAAAUGCAUGAAAUUCAAUCUGUGCUUUCACAUAGACUGAUUUCAAAUACCAAAGAAUCUUCCAUUCACAUUUAUGAUGAUUGUGAUGAUGAUGUUUUGUAAGUAUAAAUGGUUCUAAUGUCACUUUGUUACAGUUUAAUCUGAUUUUUUAAUAAUUAAAUUUAUUGCUGAUAUAAAUGUAUCAGAUGUGUUAAUGCUUGUGCUCACCACAUUCACCUCCCAGGAGGUGGUUUUUGACAGAAUGUGUGAAUAACAUGUGAUCAGUCAGCUGGAGUUCCCAGGGGCUGUCCCAGCCAGACCCCCUAGGGCUUACCUAUGCCAGGUUGAAGAGGUGCUGACUGCAGAAGGAAGCAGCACCUCAUGGGUCAAGCUAACCAUCACAAUGAAAGCAAAAAAACAAGAUUGUUCCGGGAUACUGUUUUUCAUGUUUAUUUUUAGAGGAAAUCAUGGAUUUGUCAGUUUCUGUUAUGUGAGAACUGUGAGAAGCUGAACAAUUACAAGCAUUACUUGUGAUACAUUUGGUGUGUUUCUGUUGUGUUCAUUUGAUUUGGGGUUUAUUAUAGAGCUUUAUUACAGUUCUAAUCCCCAUGAUGACUCCCAUAGGAGAUCUUUUUUCUCUUCUUCCCCCUCUUCCUUUAUCUUUUUCUCCCCCUUCCCCCCCGUUAUUUAUUUAAAGGCCUUUCAACUGUGUAAAUGAUCAUUCAGUAAAAUGGCUCUGCCCUUCACAGGUGGUUGAAAGUUGGCCUCGUGCUUCCUAUCGCCAUAGGUGUGCAAUUAUAGAGCAUAGCUGAACCCUUUGUGUUACUGCCUAUGCAAGAUGCCUCAUAAAAGCUCACUGUUGUUAGCAAGUGGGGACUAUUUGACACUAAAAUGUGUGGGUGAGAUUUAGCGUAGGUGGCCAUGCUUAAUUGUAUCAUUCAAAUGUUAUUUUUAAAGGUUUUAAAACACAUUUUAUGUAUCACAAAAAAUGCUUUGUGAAUUGGUUGUACAAUUUGCCAAUAAUACUAAGGGCUGAAUUAGAGGGGAGUGUCCAUCUGAUGUUUAGGAUAAUAUUUGAAUUUAUGACCUUUUUUUUUAAUCUAGAAAUUUCAGAUUUUAAGAGGCUUGGAAUAGAUGAUGGAUGAUCAAUAUAUCUAAACAUGUGGGUGAACUAAGACCCCUGCAGUUGUGUCAGGAAAAGAAAAAGGAUUAUUCUGUGUGUGAUUAUUUCCCAGUUAGAGAAGUAGAAUUUUUAAAAUCAGCUUUUUUGGUCCAGCUGUUAUGCAUAGAUAAUGGAUGUAGCAUUUUAAAGAAGCCUGCCGUAAGACAGAGGUGUUUGUAGGUGACCCCAGGAGUAAGCUGCCUUUGAGAGACCCCCCAGUAGGUGAUAGGACAUUGAUGAAUUAACCACGUGGGUGUGAAUUUUGACCUUAUUGAUCAGAACCCUGAUUUUUGUCAUUGCAAUUAGCCAAUUCAUAUAGUCUAUUUAGUGAUUCACAGCCAAAAAUAAAACCAGCAUAAGGAUUAAAAACACUUGAAUUGCUAAAACCAGCAGAUUCUCUCCCAGAAGACCCCUAUGAGGGGUCAAAUGGUGGUAAGAAGGUUGCUUGAGCAGAAAGAGAACAAAGGAAGUUUGUUAUAUAAUUCACAUGUUUAAUGUCACCAGACCAAAGUCUAAUGCAACCACCUCAGUGGGGCUACUGUUGCUAAUGUGAUGAGGUACUCAAUCUAUUGGCAAAGACCACCCUUCCUUUAUGUAGGCCCUACCAGCUUUUCCUUUCUGUGAUUGUUUUUGUAAUUUUUUUGUCAUUGACCAGCCAUUCAGAUAUGUUGUUAAAAUCUGCAGUCUUUCUCUGGCCUACGAGUCUAGUUACCUUUUUCAGGUAACUAGAUGCUUAUUUUUGCUAUGACCCCUGAAUGUGAUACCUUAAUAGGUCACCGGAGAUUUGGGUUGAGUGUGUAUCUACUAGGAUAAAUCUUGGAAAACACAUUCAGUCGGGUAGCUGCUUUUUGUUUCUUUUUAAGUUGUUUGGGGGAAUCUGUUUACUUUUUAGAUUUGGUCCAUUUUCCAGCAAGGCAGUAAUCAAAAGGAGAAAGGGGAGGAGUACCAGGAUUUAUUAGCCAUCUAUCAAGUGCUAUACUAGGCCCUUUCUAUGCCUCUUCAUUUGGACUUCUAAUCACUGUUUAGCAUUGUUUCCAUUUUUCAACUGAGGACAGAUUCAGAGAAGGUUGCUAGAGGACAUAGUAGCUGAAGUGGUAGAAUGAGAAUGUGAGCCUUAGUGUGUCAGGGCCUGGGCCUUUGUGUUGCCUUUACUGCCAUCUUUAAAAAGCUGAGUUAGUCGAGUAAGUGACUCCAUGGCUAAUCAGCUGAAGAGAUGACUACAUCUGAUGUUAGGCGCGUGCCAGCUCUGGGGCAAUGGACCGAUUCUCCUGCCUUCCAUCAACCACAAACCAGUACUUUUGUACACUAAAAAUAAAUGAGAAUUAAGUUGAGUAGCACUGAUCGACAUGUUCUUUUUCGAGACCCCCAUUGAUCUUUUCAGAGAACAAGAAGUUCCUGACCUUUUCAAAAUACAAGUUUACAGUUGAAGAGAAUAAUAUCCUCAGCUGACUAUUUGGCAAAGAACAGGGUAUGUAACUUGUUAAGUGCUUAUAAAAUUCUUGCUUACAUUUUUUGACACCCCUUAGAAGAAAAAGAAAUACUGAAACUGUAGAACAAAUGUCUUAUAACCCCUCCUAUCUAUGGCUCUUGCACACUAUAGAAUUGCCUUUGUUACUUGUUAUUUUCCCCAGCUCUUCAAUUUAUAUUUUGCUUAAUUCUGUCUCUUAACUAAGAUCUGCAAGCAACUUAAUGAUUAUAAUGCAUGUUGGAACUGAAUGCUUGCUGGGUGUAGGCAAACAUUUGAACAUAGCACUGUAGUUUGGGAGAAUGUAGUAUUACAGAUUUAAAUGUUAACAAACUAGUAAGAGAGCUAGGCCCUAGUUGGGGAAAUGAGACCGCACUCCUCUUGCCAUGGGCUGUGUGUCCCACAAUGAUGGCAGUAUUUAUACUGUGCGCUGUGUGUCAAGAACCUUAUUUAAACCUCAGAACCACCUGUGAGGUAGAUACUGUAAUCACUGUAAUUUUACAGAGGAGGGCUCUGAGGCGCAGAGAAGUUAUGUAUGUAAGUUCUCAAUGGCAAAGCGGAGACUCAAAUCCAGACUUGGGACUCCAGAACCUGAACUUCACUCCCAGCACUGUAAGGUUCCUGGGUUGCCAUCUAAAAUCUUCCUGGAGCCACAGUGGGGCAGGCGGUCCUGCAUUAGCAACUGGAAGCAGAUGCGAGCUGAGAGUUCGGCACCCCCUGGACUGGCUCAUUUCUCCCCUAGUCUAGACAUCAACAUGUUUCCAGUUACUCUCGUAAGCCAUAGUUUGUCCUGGCAGAAGGCCAAUUACUUUCUGAUUUGAGAGACCACUCCCCCUUUCUCUCACCCCUUUAUUCUGUCCCCAUCUCUCCACAUCUGCUUGGUGGUUUGGAAUGCUUGAGCCAGGUAUUCCUAGAGCUUUGCUGAAAUGGCACAGGAAUGUUUUCGGGCUUCAGAAGUAGCUUCAUCUUGUCCUCAUGUAUCAGAGGACAGAAGACCUUCUGAAAGGAAACUCACCUUUUACUUCCCUACAGUCAGCUCUCUUACAACAUACCUCUUCUUCACAGAAUAAGACAAUGUUAGGGUCCAGUCUCUCACACUGAGAUGAGAAAACUGAGGCCCAGAGAUCUCCCCAAACUGAUCUCUUCCUCUGUAACUACACUGUCCAGUCCACGAGCCUCAUGUGGCUGUUUAAAUUUCAGUAGGAUGAGAAAUCUAAUUUCUUCAGGUUCACUGGCCACAUUACAAGUGCUUAACAGCCGCCUCUGGCUGACGGCUACCAUACCCGACAGUGCUCCUGGGUCCUGAAUAGAUCUGUCCGCUUGUCUUUCCUGACUCCUGUGACCCUGGCCUUCAGAGACCCUGCCAACCUCCCAAGUUUUCUCUACAAGGGUGCCAAACCAUGCAGAUCAUCUCCAGAGUGUAAGGGAUCUGACACUCACAAUGAACAGAACACCAGGAGUUUGAAGGUACUGGAUUUCUAGGCAUCUGGGAAUAUCUAGAAAUCCUAAUGGAAAUACAACCACACACACAUGUAUCAGGCACACCUUCAGGCCAGGGCUGCUUUCUCACUUGUUCUACCACAACAGAAGCAUGGAGUGGCCUCCCCACCUCCUGGGGUGGGGGAAGGCGCUGGUGGUCCUGAGCUUUGGCAUCGGGUAGGUCUGAAUUUGUGUCAUUUGGAUCCUGGCUUUGUGAUGUUGGUCCCAUGAGGUAAGCUCUGUUAGCUGCAGACUCCACCUAUUCUAGGAGCUACUCCUAUACUUUAAAAUGGGGAAAGUGGGGGCACCUGGGUGGCUCAGUCAUUAAGUGUCUACCUUCGGCUUAGGUCAUGAUCCCGGGGUCCUGGGAUCGAGCCCGUGUCAGGCUCCCUGCUCAGCGGGAAGCCUCCUUCUCCGUCUCCCACUCCCCCUGCUUGUGUUCCUGCUCUCGCUGUGUCUCUCUGUGAAAGAAAUAAAAUCUUAAAAAGUAAAAUGGGGAAAGUGCUCUGUAUAUACCGCACUGGGUUUAUUUUAAGGACAAAAAGAAUCUCCUCAGCACACAGCCACCACUCAGUAACUGUGGAUGUGGUUCUCCUUUUCCAAGAUUCACUGCUUAACUCCAGAUUGGCUUAGAGGAAUACUGCUUAAGUAAUGGUCCCCAGAGCACCAGCAGCCCCCGCCCUGCAGUAAUGGAUAAAUGCAAAUCAGGGAGGUGCUUAGCCAACCACUUCUGCGGCCCAUGGCAGGAUUAAUAAGCCAGUAAAGCAGCAUGUUCUUUCCUAUGAAUAACUUAGGCUUUUCGUGAGGUUUACUAGCUGGUGGAUCUAUGUGUAUUCUAAUCAUCUAAUAUUCUACUUAAGGUUUUGAGUAAUAGUUUAAUAAUUAGCAACUAACCUCUUUGGAUCCAUACAAGCUCAGCACUCAGCUAAUUCACUUUUUCUACAGUCAGAAAGAAUAUGAAGUAAGACAUGAAGACAGUGAUUACAUCAGCCCAGGCUUUGUGACAACUCGGGAUUUCCAGGGAGUCAAGUGGGGUUAUGAAAUUCUCAAAAUUUAAUUUGAAUCCAUAUUUUUUAAAGGGCGCCUGGCUGGCUCAGUCAGUAGAGCAUGUGACUCUUGAUCUCAGGCUCAUGAGUUAAAGCCCCAUGUUGGGCAUGGAGCCUUCUUAAAAAGGAAAUAAAUACAUAGAAAAUUAAAAAUAUAAAAUGUCAAAUGGUGCUUUGGCGACAGUAAGAAAAAGUCAGGAAGUUCACAAACCCACGAAGGUGUCUGCCCUAAAAGUCUAGAAAGUACUACAUUACUGAAUCAGCUUUCAUAGUAAAUGUUCCAUCACAAAGACCUGUUGAAUUUGGUCACAGUUAUUACAGAGUAAAGGGCUUUUAUUUGUUUGGUCACAUCUUUAUCAUUUAAGAAAUUUUUAAAAAUGAUAUUUAUUUUUAUUUCAACAUGUCAACUGUGCAUUUCCAAAACAGCAGGCUUUUCAAAGGAAUAAAUCAGAACUGUAAACACAAGACACAGUAUAAGUUUUUGACUUCCUAGAGUCAGUUUCACAAAUCCACAUACUGUACAUUCAUAGGUGAGGUUCAGCCUGUCAUCCAUUUCUUUAUUUCUAUAAUUACAUAAGCAUAAUAAAUACAUCUGAUUUUAAAGGUCACUUAAAAUGAGUCAUGAUAAUUUACAGUACAGUACGUUUUCAGUUCAAGUGCAAAAAUAACUAUUUGCUUAAUUCUAUUUCUUUCUGUUAUUAUAUUUUUAAGCUGUGUUUUGUGGCAAAGCUAGACAUCCAAGUAUAGAAUUUCUUCUCCCAGGUGCAGUAUUGGGCAGAAGUAUGGUGUCAUGGAGAAGCCCUCAGUUUACAACUCAUCCUGUCUAAUCAGGGUCAGAGGUAAGGUGAGUUGCUCAUUUUUAACUCUGUUCUUUCCUUUCCUCUCUCCUGUGCUCACUCACAGUCAUUACACAUACCAUAAUUGACCUUCAUUCAGCUAAAGCAGCAUUCCCUUUUCCACAGCCCUCCCCCAAGGCUUCCUCAUAGCCUCAGUUUUUCAUUUUUAGCAGCAGGCUUUAUGCAUGAAUCACUCAGCCACAGUUCUGACUGUAGCUAUGAUAUUUACAGUAGCAAACCCCUAUCUGAUCUGUCCAGUGUCCGACAGUAUCUUCAUGGAAAAGAAUAUACUGAGAUUUGUUUUUUUAGUCAUUGGAAAAUAUAGUUCUCAUCCUUUCCAUUCCUGGCUUCCUAGUCACCACCUUUUCCCCUCACCAAAAACAAAACAAAAACUUACGCAUUGUGUAAUUUUUAAAAAUUGUAUCCCUCUCCCAGGCACUUAAAUCUUAUACUGUUAUUUGUAAAUAGUACUGCUUAAUUAAAGAAACCCCUAGGAAUUCGGUAAUUUUUUUUAAAAUUCCAUCAGCUACUUAUAGCCCAAAUCACUAUAAAAUUGUUAAACAGUGAUCGAGGCUAUUUACAGUAUUGAUUAAUAUUUAGUAAACCCUUGUCUGUCAAGCCAUAGGAUACUGAAUUGGUUGGUUUAUUUGAAAUAUUCCCUCCUCUGGUCUUAAAGCCCAUUUAAAACAAAAGGCGUUUUAAAGCUCAGGUUAGUUUGCAGUAGUCAAUACGGCUUUUGCUGCUCAAAGAAUUGACUAUUUUCAUUAUAUACCAUAUACAUAUAAAAAUAUAUUUGCUAGAGAUAUGCCAAGUUUCUGAUGAAACUUUUUCCUUUUUUUUUUUAAACAAAAGCAUAUAAGCUAGUAACUUCUCUGGCUACUUUUUUAAAUAUGUCAUGUAAUUUUUUAAAUAGUUCUCUUCAAGAGAAACAAAAUUAUAGAUACAUUUUAUCUCUUCCCAGUUUGCGUUAAGAACCACGUAAUUAGAAUAAAUAAUCAGAAGAGGGAAAUUGUGUCAGCAUUCACCUUGAAACACUUCCUUCCCCUCCACUUACUUAGUGUAACUGCUGCUUUCAACCCUUACUGCACUGGCAAAGAAGUCCUACAGUCCUUAACCUAACCAACCGAAGAACUGGAAGUCUUCACCGAACUCCCAUUCCCCUUCUGUGAUUCCAGUGGGAUUAUGGAAAGUUUACCUGUUUCUGCCAGUAUGUACUGUAGCUCCUGUGUAUGUAUGUGUGUUUCCAUGUUGAUGAGUUCAGGUAUUUAGAAGCGUAAAUAGUGCUAUGCUUCUCAAGGUGAGGCAUGUCUUAGGUUCAGGGAGCCUCUCCCUCUGUCCUGGCAGAGGAGCCUGGUUCCAUGCAGGGUGUGAGAUGAGUGGGAGCCCUCAGUGUCCCCCAGUGGCAGGCUGAGCCUGUUGGUCCUCGCUCUCCUCCACACGCUGGUCCACACUGGGGUGAGUGGGGCUGCUCUGCGUCUGAGAUGCUGCUGCUUGAGGGGAUGGCUGGUUUCUAGAUGGGUCAGAGUGAGUCUCACAUGGGACAGGCCGGACUCCACCAGCUAGAGAAUUUUCCCGAUUCUCAUUGGUCCCCUGGAAGGAAAAAAAGAGAAGAUGUUCUGUAGUCAGGGCUGCUUGCAAAUAUAUCCAACAUUUUUCAUAUGCCUUCAAGUAAGAUACAAGAAACAUGGGGAGAUCAUCCUGAAGUAACUUCAGGGAACAAAUAAUAGAGGAAUAAAGAUAGAAUGUCUUACCUUUCAUCUCCUUUCCUAUGUGCAACUGCCAAAGCCGCAUGAAAAACACAAACACUUUAAGCAGAUGUAUCUUGUGGAUAAAGGAACAUCACUACCAAAAUGCCUGGUACUACUAAGAAAACAAUUUACAUCAGCAAAUAUUUACUGAGCCACCACCAUUGUGACAAGUCACUGAGCAAGCAGCAUGGAAUUGAACAGAAUUCAAGAGCUGGAAGCACCCGUCUGACAGAAAGUAAGGAAGGCAUUCUUAGCCUCAGAGAAAAGCCAACAAAAGAAUGUCCUGAAAUUAAGGGUCCUGAUGAAUACUUGGGAUUUAAAGUGUACACUACAAGUUAAGACAGAACAUCUGUGUAAAAAAGGGGAAUGGAAACAAGCACUUAGGUCACCAAUAGUAAGUAACUGUGAGUCCACACAUACUCCAGCAUAUCACCCCCGCCCCCAGUAUGUCUGUAAAAUGCUACAUCGCCAGAGUCCUGAUUGAUACAAAUCAGGAAACAUGUUUUUUUAAAAACAGAUUUUCCUCUGAAUUAGUAUACAUCACUUCAAAUAGCUGACCACCAAAGAAAAAGUUUUAUUUCUGUGAUCAAUUCUAAAAUGUAAAGAAAUCUUAAUAUGAUGACUUCUUAUUUGUAAGAAUAACUAAGCCAUACCAGCCAGUUUUUAUUAAUCCUAACAUGCCAGAAAAAAAAAUGCAAUGAUAAUAUGUAGACCUAAUAGGCUUCCGUGAAAAUGAGGAGGAGUACCCAAAGUAAUGAAAACACUACUAUUCAAGCAGAAGAUCUUAUCCCUUCUUCUGCUUCACCUCGCUGCUUCGCAUCCUUCAUAUGCUCCUUCCACCCCAAGACUCUUUUUUGACUGAGCAGGACAUUCAUGUGAGUUUAUGAUCUUGAUAAAUGAAUAAGAUCAUGCAUAGACCAGGAUGCAUUAUGAGUAUGGGAAGACUCAGAUUUGGUUUAAAUUAUAGAAAUAUUACAUGUUAGUUUACAAAGUCAUGAUAAAUUUAAUUAAGGAAGUUCAAAUUUUCUAAAAAGGAAAUUAUCCAAAUUACUCUUUAUUUUUGUCUUAUGUGUUCUCUGAAGCUACUCUAGAUAUAGAGCUGACAUGACUCAUCAAGUAAAAGGAUAUGAUUAAUAGAAACAGGGAAGUAGACUCAUUACUUUAGCUGAACUAUUCAUAGAAGUCACACUUGAUCGUUUCCAAAGGCAGUAGAUAGCUUUAGUUAACAGUUACCCAUACUGUUUUAUCAACAUGAUCUGACUACUCAGGAGAGACUGUAUCUCUAGGGACGAGAAAAAAACACAAUUUUUCAUGUGAGGCCACCAGCAAAACAACACUCCCACUAAUUUGAGUAUUCCAUUAGACUCAUACAGUGGCUCAGGGUAUUAAUUCAUCAGCUAUUUACUGAAGUCCUAUUAUAUAUAAGGUCCUCACUAGAAUUUCAGAAUAACAGAGAUUAAUAAAUAAUGGUCUCCCGUGGCAAGAACCAUAUAUUCUCACUGGAACUGGUAUCUGUCAACACUGAAAUUUUAAAGAAAAGUACAAUUUCUUGGAUUUAUUUUCUUUCUUUCAAGAAAUAUCUUCUCUGUGAAGCCUUACUGAGCUCCAUAAGGCAGAAUUUUCCCUCUGUAGAACCUUGUAUAUACCUCUAUAAUGCACUUGUCACAGAAUACUGAAAUUAUUUGUCUGCAUGUUUGUUUUGCCCACCAGACCUUCCAUAAAUCUCGUUGAGUGAAUAAUUAACACAGCUGAGCCCACUUAAGGGAGUGCCUUUACCUGCAAAGGCUGUAUCUCAGGAGCACGGUUGUCUCUUGUUAGCUGCAUCAUCUCUUUAAUUUGGUAGAGUGCAUAGACAAAAGUCACCCAGGGAGAGGAGCUGACCCCCCAAGCUGGCUUGUUCACAUCCUCCUGUUCUUCCUGGUGCUUGGUUUUCCUGGGCGGAAGUCUGGGCUCAAUGCGUGGCAUGACAUCCUCUGUCUGUUGCUGUACCAAGUCAAUGGUUGCUAUGGGAACAGGACUAGAGGGAACAGGAAUCCUUUCUGCCAGCAUUGUCUUGUCUGGAGAGAAAAUCAUGUUUAAAUCAUUUUUCAGAGUUUUCUACAUAUUUAAACAAACAUAAAAAUAAAUAAGCAGACAAUCCCAUAAGCCCAUUCUAGUGUACUUGGCCACAUUAGUAAAUUACUGUGUAUCGAGGGCCUCUUGGUGCAAGUACUGAACAACAGAUGUGAUGUUUAUCUUCCAGGAUCUCUUUAUAGGUAUUAAUAGAUAUUAACUUAUAUUUAUUUAUGAAGUGUAUUCUUCAUUACACUUAGAUAUAAUUUAAUCUGUGGGCAUGGGUUAUCGUGAAUGUUGUCUUAGGCCCACUUACAGGACUGAGUUUUUAAAGAUAAGCAUAAAACCAGUAAUAGCUGUUUUUAUUGGCCUUUUACUGAAGGCAUGGACUAACACUCUAUAAUCCAUUUAAGAUUUUUUAAAAAAGUGAGAAAAAAAAGUAUUGGUCUUUCUUUCUGUAUAACUUGUUAGCAUUAAAAUCUGCCUCUGGGGUUUUCUGUAACAAGCUAGUUUUUCCCUAAACAGAAAAAGGUGCUUGAGGCAAAUGCUCCUUAAAGACUAGGACACCAGGGGCACCUGGGUGGCUCAGUCGGUUAAGGUUAAGUGUCUGCCUUCGGUUCAGGUCAUGAUCCCAGGGUUCCUGCAUCAGGCUCCCUGCUCAGCCGGGAGUUUGCUUCUCCCUCUUCCUCUACCCCUUUCCCCUGCUCAUGCGUGCUCUCUCUCUGUCUCUCUCAAAUAAAUAAAUCUUUAAAAAGGAAAAAGAAUAGGACACCAAAGAAGAUGAGCCUUGUUCUGGGACCCAAGAGCUAAGCAAGACUGGUUGGUUUUCUUCAUUAAAAAGAAAAAAGUUGAUUCAACUUGUACAUUAUAUUUGAUAUGACCUCCUUUCUACAUGACAAUUUUAAUGAGGGUCAUGCCUGGUUAAGGGAAAACUUCAAAUUUAAGUUUUUAGAUACUUUUUCCCAAAUGAAUGUAAAAGUAUAACAAUUAAUAACACUCCCUAUCCCUAGGAGUAAAAUUGCUGUAUAGGUUAAAUGUAUGUGAUUUAAAUUUGAAAUCCCUUUAGAGUACCAGAGAAAUUUAAAACCAGUUCUUCCCAUACUACCUUGUACUACAAAACAAAACAAAAACAUGAAAACCCCAAGCUACUUAAAAUGACCAGCAUUCGUUUCAACACAGAAGACAGUUUCUCUCUAGCAGUGGUACACAUAAAUUCAUUGAUACACACCACUCAGAAAAUCUAGCCAGGCAGGUCUGUUACCACCUCUGGGUUUCUGAGGGGUACGUAUAGAAUUCUCCAUGGCUUCAACCUUAGGAACCAGUAAGAGAGAAUGGACAGGCUUACCUUCUUCCUCAUCUGGUACUGCCAGCCACUGGAUCAGGGCAAAAAGCAGGAGGAUCACCAGGCAGGCCAUGCCGAUUCCUCGAAAGGUUGCAGCAGCCCC
Molecule: messenger RNA, 15529 nt
Organism: Mirounga angustirostris (Northern elephant seal)
Lineage: Eukaryota; Metazoa; Chordata; Mammalia; Carnivora; Phocidae
Gene: NEMP2
Product: nuclear envelope integral membrane protein 2
Exons: 14
Coding region: 1585-2715 (376 amino acids)
Cellular component (GO): nuclear envelope
Source: RefSeq, a predicted model, not a curated record